GUCCUUUUGCUCCUGCCAACACAGGGAAAUUGACCACAGGUGACUGAUGGUUAUUUUAAUGAAUAAAUGUGGCUACACAACAAUGCAGACUUUUAGUGGUGUUUUCCCAGACAUGGUCAGCUCAGACACACAGACUGAAGAGUAAGAGGGCCAUCCAUACUCAGACUGAGGUCAUCUAGUAGGAAAUGUAAUCUACUAGAGGGAAUGUCAGAGAGGGCUGGCCCUUUCAUUGGACAGCAGGAUGAGAGAAGCCUGGCCUGGGAGUCAGGCAGAGACACUGGAGCCUGGUGCUGCCUGGUGGUGGGGGAGGCUUCAUGUCUCUGCCAGGAGUAGCAGCUAGGCAGCACCCUACAGACUAGGUUACAACAGCUGGCCAUUGAGAGGGAAAGAGCGAGAGAAACACUUCAACCACCAACAACACAUCCAGUCACCAGGGAAACUAGAGAGGAUCAGCUUGGAUUGGUUGCCGAGGCUGACCGGCCAUAGUUUCCAGUCAGUUACGUCCUUGUGUGAGCUGACACUUUGCCAUGGUGCAGAAUGGCUCUUUCUCGUAGAGGUCUGACUGCUAGAGCAGCUGGAGAGUGAAGAUGAGUGGUCGUGGCCAUGAUGAUGAUUACUGUUAUUACAGAGAUUGUUAUCAGCACAUACAGUCAUGCUGCAACAUUCAACAGCUGUGGCGUUCACGUCAGUGGUUAUUGGAUUAACAGUCUCCCAAGACAAUAAAUGCUCCCAUGUCUCUAUGGAAGAGCAGAGAACAUGUCAUUUAUGUGAAUUGAGCAAUACCUUGCCAUGCGUGCCGUGUCGCAUGUGUUUACAAUCCAGCAUGCGGUCACAACCCCUGUAUUCAUUUUUCUAGCACAUGCACAUUUUUCCAUGCAAAUUUUUCCAUGCACAUUUUUCCCAGACUAUGGAUAGUGACGAGUAUCGUAAAACACUUCCCAGCGGCUCGCUCUUAAUACCCUGACAUAGCAAGACUAGACUGCUGAGCCUCUUUGAGCUACAUUGGUGAGCUAAUCGUAAUGUACUCACAUUUGAUCUCAUCUGACCCCUGUUCUGUGCUGUAAUGCGUCUGCAGAUGGGAAAUCUUUGUAGUUGAGAGAGCUACGUCGUGGGCAUUCUAACCAAAAGGAGAGAGACUGUAUUUUUCCAAACAACUUUAUUAUAAGAUUUGCAAAAAUGAAGCAAUCAAAACAACCACUCAACAUUGCCACCCUUGUCCGUUCAAGCCUGUAUGUUUCCACACGUCUAAGUUGCUGUAGAUUGUUAAAACAGGAUGUCACAUACUGCAGUCACACCUAAACGCCUCCUAUCUGUACGCCCAGACAAAUGACUAAGUCACACCAGACAAGCCUGUAUCAGCAAAAUACUAACAUUUAACAAAGGACAAUUCUUCAAGUAAAAACAGCAUAGUAUGUUCAAUUAAACAACAUAGUAGGUCAUUAAAUCAUUUCCUCCACAGCUAUUACAGGAAGAUUAAGGGUUGCGUCAGAGCCAUAUAUUGUUGCGCGGUAUUGGGAUUCACCUGCAUGUCAUUUCAUUAAUGCAGAUGACCUAUACUGCAUUGAGCUGGGGCCACCGGGUAUUAUAAUUGAGCGAUUUCAUUUGUUCCCCUCGUCUCAUAUCUGCUGGUGAAGCUCAUUUCAUGGUCUGAUGAGCAGACACAGAAUCCCACAGACCAGGGUAGCUUGAUCAUGUCUCUACUGUAGAAGUCAUAGAGGUGAUCUGGUUGAAAACCUUCUUCACAGUGUCAAUAGAAUUUACAGCCACAUGAAUCAGCCUAGCUAUGGGUGAUGGGGUUAGCUGGCUAACUGUUGAUAGGGGAAAUUUAUGGGGGAUGGAAAUGCCUGCUAAGGUGAAAGACCCACAUUUACAGAGAGGUGGAGUGAGGAGGAGCGUUGCUCUUCCAACCAUGUCUAUCAAUGACAUCUCGGAGCUCUGGGAAAGUGAGUCGUCAGAGCCAAUCUGCUUUGCAAAUGGAAAGGGAAGGACACCAGGGAAGACGACUGGGAGCGCUAACCAGCUGGAAAUGAUGGACUUUAUGAUGAUUUCCAGCCACUCUGUUAGCUUGACUUAAAGCGUUAUGCAUAUCAAGAACUGGUCCUGAUGAAAAUCCUCCUCAAGGCCCGAGCAAACGAUUCAACCACACAUGAAAUCGAAUCGUGAAUUUCAUUAGACACAAAACAAUGCAGGUGUACCAGUACAUGCAUGAAACAAUCACAGUCAAUGGCUGUCCGGAGUACCAGGCACGGGCUACAGCGAAGGCCACAGUUGCAGCCUUUGCGGCCAGCGAGGGUCACUCUCACCCCCGAGUGGUAGAGCUGCCCAAGACGGAGGAGGGGCUGGGCUUCAACGUGAUGGGCGGCAAGGAGCAGAACUCUCCCAUCUAUAUCUCCCGCAUCAUCCCAGGGGGCUUGGCUGAGAGGCACGGGGGCCUGAAGCGAGGGGACCAGCUCCUGUCUGUCAAUGGUGUGAGUGUGGAGGGGGAGCACCACGAGAAGGCGGUGGAGCUUCUGAAGGCAGCCAAGGACAGUGUGAAGCUGGUGGUACGCUACACGCCCAAGGUCCUGGAGGAGAUGGAGGCGCGCUUCGAGAAGCUCCGCACGGCCCGCCGCCGCCAGCAGCAGCAGCUCCUCAUGCAGGCUCAGCAGCAGCAGAACCUCACUACCCAGCAGAACCAUAUGUCGUAGGCUGUUCCAAAAGAAGAAGUGAAGGACGCUGAAAGGAAUUUUCUAAGUCCAUCUCUGUGCGGAGGAUCCUGAAGGAACCACCUGGUAGAGGAGAAUAUGAUACUGUUAAGCAGUGAAGACUCUCUCUCCCCCUUCAAUGUACUACCAACAGAAGGAAGCAAAACUGAAAGAUUUGUGUUCUGAAAUGUAAACAAUGGUGCUUGUGAUUUGAGACAUUGGAGGCUAGCACUGAAACCCAUCCUUUUGACUUUUAUUUUGUUUGUGUUCAUUUGAAGUUUUCCUCUAACAGUUGAAAGUUGUGACCCUCCUCAAUGUUCCUUCUUGUCAUUUGUGAUAGUUUAUUUAUUUUUGUUAUCUGUUUUGAAUUCAUUUCACCUGUUUCCUGACUUUGGUUUUGCUAUAGCUUUGUACAGUGAUAUUUCUAUUGUUUCUUCUAUGGGAGCUUGUGUCUGUGUGUGAAUGAACAUUGCUUUUUUUUGUGUCAAACUUGUCCUGCUUUGGAUAAAUGUGAACUCUUUUUUACCUUAUAUAUUGCAGCGAGAAAAUAUUUUGUAUGGAAACUUGUGGAUUUAGCAAUAACAGACUUUCGUUGGUUUUACAUUUCACAUGAAAGUAAUGAUUAGAGAUAUACAGUAUGUGGUAAAGAUACAAAACUUAACAAUGUUAUACUAGGUCAACUGUAUCUUAUGCACUGUGUGUCAUAAGGCAGCUUCUGCCAUUAAAAUCAAAUGGCUGUUAGAAGAGGGGUACAUAAAGGGGGAUGAAUACACAGAGAUAAGUGUAUUCAUACAAUUGAAUAGGCGAGUACAAUUAUCGUGCAAUUUCAUAACUUGACUUUCAGCUCUCAAGUCAGCCAUUUAAUGAUUGUUAGUCAUCUACUCCCAUCAAAUUAAUAUAUACAGAGAGUAUAUAGAGUAAUCAUAUAAAAUAAAAUCUACGUAUAUAAUUUUAACAUUUGCUAUAUCAUUUAUAUGAGGAAUGUCAAACACAUUUAUAUAUAUAUAUUAAUGACCUGGAGGGUUAAUCAUAUGGUACAAUUGUCUUUAUUUUCAAAUCAAUCUAUUUUAUUGUUUAUAAUCUGAGUUUUGCAUAAAGUAAUUUCAUUAAGGCAUGUGUGUUUGUUAACAUUCAGAUGAUUAUUUAAUAGAUUGAAUUGUAUAAGACCUAUAGCCCAGUGUAUAAUUCGUACCGGAAUAGUAUGGUUAAUGGACUCAUUCUCCUGGAUCUGCGUCGUCACCUUUACAUUGUGAGUAAGGGACUGUGGAAUGUUCUAGUUGUCUUAUCAAUGAGGGACCUCUGUUUUAAACUCUCUCCUUCAACCCUCUACCUAUAGUCUGACGUAGUAUUCUCAUAACAAGUAACCAUAUUUAGGUAUAACAAGUUGCAAUGUGGAUUCAUUGAAAGCUAUUAGAAAACCAGUUGAUGAUCGACACUGAUACUGAAAAGGAGUCUUGUAUCUGUAGUACUGUCAGACAAACAUUACAUUGGAUGGUUUUCCUAGUAGCAAACUCUAGUAUGUGUGUAUGUUCUAUAUAGGCCUAGUUCCUUUGUGGGUGGGUAUUGAAGUAGUGCAAGAUCAUUUAACAUCCACACUGUGUGCAAUGUGCCAUCAUGAUAGUCCAACCAGAUUGGGCUGUGAACGUGUUUUGUCCCUCAACUUUUGAGCAGUUCAUCUUGCCUCUGACAGAUCCCUUUUGUACAUUUACUUAUUCUCUUUCUUAUUGACGACUUGCAUUUUUUUAGGCUGGAAGUACUGUACUUCCUGACUGGACGUACUGUACUUCCUGAUUCGACGUACUGUACUUCCUGAUUCAAUCUACUGUACUUCCUGAUUCUACGUACUGUACUUCCUGAUUUGACGUACUGUACUUCCUGAUUGGACGUACUGUACUUCCUGAUUGUACAGAAAAAAAAGACAACACCAGGUGAUAUGCAAUUGUUAUACAUAUUAUAUUUGUAUAAAUAAAUAUAUGUGCGUGUGUA
Salmo salar (Atlantic salmon) is the source of this 4670-nucleotide messenger RNA. Lineage: Eukaryota; Metazoa; Chordata; Actinopteri; Salmoniformes; Salmonidae. The record is from RefSeq and is a predicted model, not a curated record.